CCUGGAGGCUCCUACAUGGGCAGUGCCAGUCCGGGAGGUUCCAUCGUUGGUAGUGCCACGGGUGGAGGCUCCUUUAUUGCCAGUGCCAGUGGAAAUGCUAGAAGUUCUUUUGCAGUUGGCGGUAGUGCAAGUCCUAAAGGCUCUUUCGUUGCGAGUGGGAGCCCUAAAGGCUUGGGAGGUCAACUAGGCUCUUUUGCAGUUGCAGGACAAGAGGGAUCAUCCUCGC
Messenger RNA from Amoebophrya sp. A25, 226 nucleotides. NCBI's taxonomy places the organism in Eukaryota, Dinophyceae, Syndiniales, Amoebophryaceae. The record is from the annotation of a GenBank genome assembly.